GGACACAGACACACUGAAGCUCUCUACAAUCACACUUUCUUCACAAUGACAAACCUGUCAGUCACUGCACUGGACUGACGGCUGUCAAUCAACAGGACUAGAUUAUCAGGAUCACCUGCCACAAGAGAGAUUACAUCCUGGGUGACUAAAGGGGAAUAAUUCCAAACUUUCAAAGACGUCAUUAUCCAUAGGGUAAAUUGGCGAUUUUUAUCUUUCAAUUUCGAGGAGAAAAGGAAAGAUUUUGAGCUGCACGUCUGAAGGCUUGCACAUGUGUGUGCUUUAGGGGGAGCGUGUGCAAGGUUGACUUGCUCUGUAUCAGGUUCACGGUCUUGCCGGCAUAAUAAGCUUCAGUAGAACCCGUGCCAGGGUUAAGUUAGUGUUUAUUUAGACCUCCUGUCUAUAAAGAUCAUGAGUGAGGGCAAGAAAGAGUUAGAGAUGAGAGACAAAGCCAUCAUGCACCAGCAGAGGAGGCUGAAACAGGCCACCCAGUUCAGCCACAAGGACUCUGCGGAUCUGCUGCCACUGGAUGGGCUGAAGAGGAUGGGAACCUCCAAAGACCUGCAGCCCCAUAACAUUGUACAGCGACGCCUCCUGGAGGGCAACAUUCCACGUCUGCGUGGAGAAGCCCGAGAUGCUCUCGCUCAUGUUCGCUCACCCCUGGCAGACAGUAAAGAGGGCGGAGAGCCGGAGGAGAGGAGUGAGAGUACGGUUGAUGACUCCACAGAAGAGAGGGAGUCUCCAGAAGAGAGCGAAAAAAGCUUCAGGUCUGAUGAGGAUGAGGACGAUGAAGAUGGGGACAGCAGUGAUGCUGGAGGAAAGACAGAGUCCAAACAGAAGGGAGGAAGAGAUCUAAUGGAAGUGGAGAGGAAGAAAGGCCUUAAAGAGGGUGGGAAGGCAUCCACACUCUCAGCUAUCGUGGUCCAGUGUAAGUGCGGAGAAUCAGAGGUGAUGUUAUCCAUAAACACAGGGUGCCAACACAACCACAUCUCCAAAACAUGCUGCAGAAGACUGGGAUUGAAAACUAUCGAAGAAGACAAGUCCAGUGGGAAGCUGCCUGUCAUUGAUUCCACAGUGAAGACAGUGCAGUCGCUGCACCUGCAGCUGGGCAGAGAAAGAGUGCAGUGCACUGCCCAGGUCGUAGAGGACGACACGUUUGAGGUGUGUCUGGGCCUACAGACUUUGCUGGAAAUCAAAUGCUGUGUGGAUCUCAAUUCCAGAGUGCUCCAUCUUUAUAGCACAAAGGAAGAGCUUCCCUUCCUGGAUCCACCAGUUUGCAGCCAGUGCCAUCACCAUGACAACAACAAAAACAUGUGACCUCAGACCUCUGUGCCCAACAACUGCCAUGACUAUACCCAUGUAACCAGAGAGGAAGUUCAUGGAAGGAAGAGCCUGUGCCUGGACUGUAGUUUACCCUCGUGCCAGAUCAACAUAGACAGGCCUCUACUUUCCUUCCCUAUCAUCUUUGCUUCUUUAAUCUUUGCCAACUAUGAUUUAUUUUUUCCUGCAGUGCUAAAUUAGUUUUGAUUAAGUGUAAUAAAGCUCAUGAGGAGGAAGAUUGUGUUCUGGCAUAUUAAAUUGCCUUCAUCGAAAUUAAAACAAGGGUAAAGUUAAUCAGUGAAGAAUUGAGUUAAUGUUUGCAAUUUGAUAAUAUUCCCUAACUGGUGAUUUGAAUUACAAAACUAGUAAUUUCCCUUGUACAUUAAUGCACUUGAGAAUUAAUGGGAAGAUUCGAACAGAAUUGCUUUGUUUGCCAAGGCUGCAAACUUAAAAGAUCACGUGAGCUUCUAAACAAUCACAGAAUUUCAAUUUUAAACUUUUAAAAUUCUUUCUCAAAACUGCAAAUUUAGCUGGACUCCAUAACUGCCUUUCACUUAACAAAGACUGUGUUUUCUGCCCUCUUUUCCCUUUAGAGUGGCGAAUCAGCCAGUCCAAUCAAAUGUUAAUUGAGCCCCUGGUAUUGACCCACUGCUUCUGUUCUGAAAAGCCCAUAAACCAACCAAAACAUUCUAUCUGCAUGAUUUUAUAGACUUUCCCCUUUGUAUUUUCCUGUGUUUUGCAUAAAUCAGUAUGAGAGUGUGUGUAAGAUGAGCUGAAAUGCUUUUCUGUUGUUCACCUGCAUGUGAUUGCUGUUAGAAAGAAUGAAUAGAAUAGAUAAACGAUCAGUUCCUCCUCUUCUAGAGCAAUUCUGCAGAGCAUAUUUUUCUUAAUCAGCAUGUCUUAUAUCCAGUAAAGCAAAAUUAAUUGAAUUUGAACUAAAAUGGUAAGAUAUUAAGAUAUUAAAGUGACCGUUUCCGAAAAAUGAGAAUUAUGUUAUUAUUUACUCACCCUCACAUUGUUUCAAACCUGUAUGUCUUUAUUUUUUCUGAGGAACACAAAAGGAGAUGUUAGGCAGAAGGUUAGGGUCUGACAUCCUCAGCCACUAUUCACUGUAUGGAAACAAAAUGAGAGCUGUCAUUAGAUUAAAAAUUGUAAUUGCGAUUAAUCUCAUGAUUUUUCAUAGUUAAUUGCAAUUAAUAUUUUAAAAGUGCUGAAAUUUGACUCUAUAUAUACUUAUUUCCUGUCUAAAUGCAUUUAUUUAUUUAUUUAUUUGUAAAGAACAACACAAUAGAACAAAGCAAUAUGUAACAAUAAUGCUUUAUUACCAUUUUCCAAUCUCCACAGUGCAAAGGCAGAAAUUCACUAAAAUAGCGCCAAUUCAAGUAACAUUAAACAUUUGCCAAAGUCUAAGUGGGAUGAUGCUGAUUGAUAGAACUACUAUUCAUUGCAAUGCACAUUAAAUCCUUAAACCCUCAUCCUCCACAAUAUUUAUUGUCAUCAGGCUGUCUUUUCCCUUUAAAAAUGGAAUGCACAUGAUUUGUUUAAGGGCAGCAAGCGCUGCAUUGAACUCCAUAUGUUCUGAUAUCUUGUUCUGCUUUUAGUGCUGGCACUGCCAAUGGAAAUGUAAGCGCAGCAUAGUUCUAGCGGGAAGACUAGCAGCUGUACAUCAUCGCACCAUAAGCUGGGCAAUUCCCAGCCAAUCACAUGUAAGCCAUUGCUUUAUAAGUCUGUCACAUUGCGGUUUCAGUGUGCUAACACGGCAACCUCCACCACUCCACCACCACCAGUUGAGUCCUGUCCUGCACGGGGGUAGGCUCUCGCCCCAGCCUCCUAUCUCCGGCAGGAUAUGACGUUCCGAGUACAACUUCUUUGGACCGCCAGAUGAGGUUUACGCCAAAGAGAGACAUUACUUUUCUGUUUUAUAUUCAUCAAAUAAAUGUCAUCUUAAAUUUCACUCAAGUCUGCGAGUCUUCCUAAUAGAAAUAUAAAUAAUCCGAAUUGUCAGGUAAUCAUCAGCUGACACUUCAGAAGCUCGGCAGCAACAGGUACAAAGUUGAAAUUAUGUUAUUUUUGAGUGGUGCGUCAACAGACCCUCCGCGGGAGAACAAGCUGUGUAGAAGGCUAGCAAUAAUUGACACGCUAAUGUGGUAAAAUGUUGACUUACAAAAGAUGCAAACGUAAUUUUUGUAACAAGUCCCAUCAGCGUUUGUUUUAUAAGAGGUCCUUCUCAAGCACAGACUCUCUGUUGUGUAUUUGUUUGUAGUAUGUAUAUAAGUGUAAUGCAAGAGUUGAAUGUCAGAAUCUAAUGUCAAAUCGGUACAUGUCAUAAUCGUGAUUAAGAAAAAUGUACGCAUUAAACAUUUUAAAUAAAUAACAUACGUUACCGCAAUGAAAGAGAAUGGUGAUUGAGUAUGUCACUCCCUAACAUUCUCCUUUUGUGUUGCAUUGAAGAAAGCAAGUCAGACAGUUUUUGAACAAGUUAUUUAUUUUCUUGUUUGAAGCAUAAAAUCAACGAGAACAAGAAAAACAGUAUUUAAGAUAACUGCACAGUUCUCAAGUUAAUGAAUCUUGUUUUAAGGAUGUUUUUAGAUGUUUUUACUAGAAAAUGAGACAAAAAUACUGAUUAAGAAAAUCAUUCUUAGCAGCAUAGACUUCCAGGUGCAAACCAUGUUCUUUUUCUACUCUUGGAUUGAAUUUGUCUUUAUAACUGGAGGCUUUUCUCCACCAUCCAUGCCUUGCUCAUUGUUGUUUUUUUGUUCAUUUUAUUUUGUUCAGUCACAAGCACAGCUAUGACAGUCUUUAUAGCUCCAAGAAAAGCGCUUGUCUCAGCAAUGUCCAAAAGGUUGUCUAUGACCUUGGGAAUAAUUACACACUCAAUCAUCCUAAUCAUCUAGCCUGUUAGCAUUAUGGAUGAACUUUAAGCAGAACAUAUCCAUAUACUUUCCCAGUAUUGGUUCUCCUCUGAUGACCAUAUUUAUUUCUGUGCCUUGUGAGGGCCAAUUGUACGAAAACAGUUUAUUUUUGGUGUAUUUUUCCUUUUCUCUGAACAUGUAUUUUCUCUGCCUAAAUAAAAUAAAUAUGUAUU
Molecule: messenger RNA, 4402 nt
Organism: Xyrauchen texanus (razorback sucker)
Lineage: Eukaryota; Metazoa; Chordata; Actinopteri; Cypriniformes; Catostomidae
Product: nuclear receptor-interacting protein 2-like
Exons: 6
Coding region: 409-1314 (301 amino acids)
Biological process (GO): proteolysis
Molecular function (GO): aspartic-type endopeptidase activity
Source: RefSeq, a predicted model, not a curated record